Molecule: messenger RNA, 417 nt
Organism: Prosopis cineraria
Lineage: Eukaryota; Viridiplantae; Streptophyta; Magnoliopsida; Fabales; Fabaceae
Exons: 3
Coding region: 1-417 (138 amino acids)
Source: RefSeq, a predicted model, not a curated record
AUGGUGUGGACUCUACUUGCUAUUGCUGCUAAACGUGAUUGGGUUGUUCACUGUCUUGAUGUCAAUAAUGCGUUCUUGCAUGGUGAUGACUUGCAAAAGAUACAAGAAAUGAAGGAGCAUUUGGAUAAAAGAUUUAGUCUAAAGGACUUGGGAAAAUUGAACUUUGCAAGUUACAGGGUAAAUGAUGAUGUCGCGUUGGCGGAUGCUACACGGUACAAGCAAAUACUAGGUCAACUUCAAUAUUUAACAAUCACUCGCCUAGACAUUGCAUGUGCUGUGAACCUCUUGAGCCAACUUGCGGCUUCCCCAGAACAUGUACAUAUGGUUGCUGCUGAGAUAAUAUUGCAUUAUCUCAAGUGCACACCAGGACAAGGAAUUGUGCUCGCGUCAAAGGGAUCAUUAGAACUUGAAGCCUAG